Messenger RNA from Alnus glutinosa, 1454 nucleotides. RefSeq names its product ranBP2-type zinc finger protein At1g67325. The coding region runs from base 152 to 1291 and encodes 379 amino acids. The transcript is spliced from 14 exons. Lineage: Eukaryota; Viridiplantae; Streptophyta; Magnoliopsida; Fagales; Betulaceae. The record is from RefSeq and is a predicted model, not a curated record.
UGUCCUGUACCGAACUCAAGACCCAAAUAACCGAAUGCUCGAAAACCCUUAUUAGCAUCUUAUCGAGGCUCGUUCCUUUUAGCCCACAAUCGCUCUCUCGCGUUCAAAUCUAGAGCAAAAUCUCGCCGUUUCUCUUUCACUCUUCAUCGCCAUGUCUCAGGUUGACAACAGAAAUUCUUCGGCAUCCAAGCGGGCUAGAACUGAUGGUAGUCGUAGAGAAGAUGAUUGGACCUGCCCUAGCUGUGGUAAUGUCAAUUUUUCAUUCAGGACAACUUGCAAUAUGCGUAAUUGCACUCAACCAAGGCCUGCUGAUCAUAACUCAAAAUCUGCUGCAAAGCCUGUGCAAGCCCCACAGGGUUACUCAUCCUCAGCUCCUUAUGUAGGUUCUGCUGCACCCUCUUCAAUGUAUCUGGGUGUGCCGCCCUAUGGUUCUUCUCUGUUCAAUGGAUCAUCUAUUCAUCCCUAUGAUGUACCAUAUUCUGGGGGUUCAGCGUACCACUACAACUAUGGCAGCCGCCUUUCUGCUGGCAGCCCUUACAGACCUCUACCUUUGUCUGGACCAACACCUUACUCAAGCGGAUCUAUGAUGGGAAAUGGUGGGAUUUAUGGUAUCCCCCCUUUGAUGGAUCGUUAUGGCCUGGGCAUGCCCAUGGGCCCUGGUGCUAUGGGGCCAAGGCCUGGAUUUUUUCCAGAGGAUAAAUCUCAAAAAAAAGGUGCAGAUGCAACACGUGAUAAUGACUGGACAUGUCCAAAAUGUGGAAAUAUCAACUUUUCAUUUAGAACGGUUUGUAACAUGAGAAAGUGCAACACACCAAAGCCCGGAUCCCAGGCUGCAAAAUCUGAAAAGAAUUCUAAACAAAAGAUGCCUGAGGGAAGCUGGAAGUGUGAGAAAUGUAAUAACAUAAACUAUCCCUUCAGAACCAAGUGCAACAGACAGAACUGUGGGGCUGACAAACCGGCUGAGUCAAACAAGUCCCCUUCACCAACGCCAGAUGAAGAUAACCAGUCAACGGAAAUGAACAAGCCGGCAACGCAAGCAUGGACCACCUUUAUGUAUAACCCAUACUCGUAUUCUGCGAUGGUGUAUACCCGGAAUCCCGAGGCCUUGACAGUGUCGGAAAACUGGAAAAGCAUCCUGCCCUUUCUUACCAAAAGCAUUCAUGGAUGCCAUCAGGGGACCCGGAGAUGUUACGACCGUCGACGUGCAUGCUGCCAAAGAUCUUCUUGGCUCGGGUCACCGUUAUGUAGAUGUGAGGUCGGCAGAGGAGUUCAACAAGAGCCACAUCAAUAAUGCAUCAAAUGUUCCUUACAUGUUCAUCACCCAAGAAGGCAGAGUGAAAAAUCCUGACUUUCUCACACAAGUAGGUGCCAUUUGCAAGGAGGAAGAUCACUUUGUCGUGGGUUGCAAUAGCGGAGGCAGAUCACUUCGUGCUUGUGUUGAUCUUCUUAAUGCA